CUCGCCGCUCCUUUACUCUUCUAUUAGUCUUCGAAGACUUAAAUGGCGGAGAUGUAACGAGCAGACAUGCGAUGGACAAUGGGCCUCUUUGAAAGAGAUCGGCGAGUGACACUUGUCAACAUAAAAGUCUCGUGAUGUCACAAUCAAUAGCAGGCAACAGCGACUCUGACAAACCAACGACACGAAUGAGGUGUACACGAAUCCCCCACUUCUUUUGCCACGGAUGACCUCCCCGUGGUCGCGUUCGAACAGCUUCGCAGGGAUAAAUGUACACUUGACGUCGUCCACGAGGCUUUUAGCGUCGGCAGAACGACACCGUCACCCGUGUUAGUCGUGCUCGAUCGGUGGAACGGAAUUUUAUACGACGACGACGACGACGAGUCGUUGAGUGUAUUCGCGACUAAUUUGUAAUCAAGAAUCGUACAUCAUUGUUAUCAAAAAUUGAAAUCAAUUUUUAAGACACAUGGAGUUUGCCUUUAGUCGGACCAACGAGCUGUCGGACUACUUCAGCGGAAGUUCUAUAAAAUGGACACUCGUGCUAUACCUGGUAUCAGCAGUUUUUGGUCAAUUGGAUUUGCCACCGUAUACGAACGACAAUGUUAACCAACGACGACUUCCUUUCAAUGAAGUGGAUUACCAGAAUAUCUUAGCUAGAUUAGAUUUCCUCGGAGCUGAAAGAUGCAGUGCCAACGUGGCAGCUCAGUGGGCGUACGAAACUAAUGUCAACGAAUAUACGCAGCUACAAGCGCUGGAAGCGCAACGAGCCUACGCGGAUUUCCAAUACCAAGCGUGGCUUCUGACCUCCAAGAUCGAUUUGUUUACCAUUCAAGAUCCUAUAAUCAGACGACGGAUCCGUUAUUUGUCUGUCGUGGGUCCUUCAGCAUUGCCACCUGAUCAACUAGACAGAUACAAUCGACUGAUCAACGACAUGCUCGCGGUUUAUAAUGGAGCGACGAUAUGUGGUUACAACGAUCCUUUCCGGUGUGGACUGCGUCUAUAUCCAGACAUAUCACAAAUCAUGGCAAAGAGUCGAGAUUGGGAUGAGCUUCAAUAUGUCUGGACAGAAUGGCGCAGACGGAGUGGCACACCAAUUAAGGAUCUGUAUCAACAACUUGUUACAUUAAACAAUGAUGCCGCAAGAUUGAAUAACUUUACCGAUGCCGCCGAAUACUGGAUGUUCCCUUACGAGUCUCCUAAUUUCCAGCAAGAUAUCGAUGAGGCCUGGGAAACGAUACGUCCCCUUUAUGAAGAACUGCACGCAUAUGUUCGCAGAAAAUUAAGAGAACUCUACGGUCCCGAAAGAAUCGGUGGACACACGUCUCUUCCGUCUCACAUUCUUGGCAAUAUUUGGGGACAAUCUUGGACUAAUCUUCUGGAUGUUACUUUACCGUAUCCUGGAAAAAUAUAUCCCGAUGUCACGCAGGAAAUGCAAGCUCAAGGCUAUACACCGAUUGAUAUGAUUCGAGUGGCUGAAGAAUUUUAUCUGUCCUUGAACCUGAGCGCUAUGCCACCGGAAUUUUGGGCCGGAAGUAUAAUCGCCGAUCCUGGCGAUCGACCGUUGAUUUGUCAAGCUUCUGCGUGGGAUUUUUGUAAUCGCUUAGAUUACAGGAUUAAAAUGUGUACAAAGGUGACAAUGAAGGAUUUGAUAACUUUGCAUCACGAGAUGGGACAUAUUCAAUAUUUCUUGCGAUAUAGCGGCUUACCACGCGAAUUUCGUGACGGUGCAAAUCCAGGAUUUCACGAGGCUGUCGGCGAGGCUGUCGCCUUGAGCGUCUCUACGCCGCGUCACCUUCAGACUCUCGGCUUGGCAAACAAAUUCAUCGACGAGCGCGCAGCGGAUAUCAAUUAUCUCUUUGCUUUGGCGAUGGAAAAGCUGGUGAUGCUGCCGUUCAGCAUCACGAUGGACAGGUGGCGAUGGGACGUUUUCCGCGGUUACAUCAACAGGGAGGAAUACAAUUGUCACUGGCACAGACUGAAGGAGCAAUACACGGGCACGAAACCGCCGGUUCUGAGAUCCGAGGAUGACUUUGAUCCAGGCGCGAAGUAUCACAUUCCAGCGAACAUCCCAUACAUCCGAAACUUCGUGGCCGGUGUUCUUCAGUUCCAAUUGUAUCGCUCAUUGUGCCAAGCUGCCGGACAGAGAUACGUCGACGAUCCAAGGAGACCGUUGCACAGGUGCGACUUUUACAGGAGUCCCGAAGCCGGCCGAAUCUUAGGACGAUUGAUGGAGAAAGGCUCGUCCGUGCCAUGGCAGGACACGCUUCGAGAGGCCACUGGCGAGUUUAGAUUGGACGGAGCUGCUCUCAGAGAAUAUUUCCGACCACUGGAGGAUUGGUUGAGAACCGAGAAUCUGAGAACUAGCGAAGUUGUCGGCUGGUCAUACGAUGGUGACUUUUGCAAAAGAAGUAUAGAGACCGCAGGCCUGCAAGUUUACGGUAGUGGCUUUUACAACAACGGUGCAUCUAUCUACGCAUCUUGGAUCACGACGGGAAUCAUGAUGAUACUUGGCACACUGUCGAUGUUCUAUCUAGUGCAAUAAUUCAUGUCGCUGACGCAUCAUUGUUAUCUGAUGAUGUACUAGGAAUGACGUUAACGUUAUUGCUCUGCCAAAAUAUAUACCAAAUCGCGCUAUUAAAUUCCUACAAAAAUACAGAACGAUAAUAGUCAAAUUAUAUCCAUCAGGUCUGUUCAUGGCAAAUCUAUACUCAUUACUACUGCCAAACAAAUAUCGAUGCUAACGGGCAUUGUUGUAUAGUGUACCUAUACUUUCUAUUACCGAAACAAUACGCAUUUCUUCCUAAAUAUAUUCGCACUGUUGUGAGUUUUACGAAGUAUUAGACGUAAUAAAUAAGAAUAUAUUAAAAAAUCGUGUACGUGAAAACAUGUUGUAUAUGUCGUGUGAGUGAUAAUAAUUAUCAUAAAUCAAUUUCUUUCUAAUUUUAUAUCUUUCUUUAUAUUUCAGCAGCUCAUAAUUUACACUUUUGAUGUAAGUUAUUAUUACUUCACCGUUGGUAAAUAAAAUAAAUAUAUGCCUUUGUUGUAAACUUUGUUGGUUGAAUUUUCUUCGAAGUGUUCGCGUAUUACGUCAUGAACGUUUUAUUUAUUCAUUUUUGUUUUUUUUUGUUUUUUUUUGCACAUCUGCGUGACUUCAAUCUUGUGAACGCCUCAAUUCUUUCGGGAUUACAAAAUCAAGGUUUAAUCUCGCGUGGGUCAGGCAUCCAAUAGCGCGCGCUACUUUUUUUUUCAAUAGUCGACACGCGAGCCUGUAUUUAUUUAUUUUUUUAUCUAAGCUAUCGCACAAAAGAAACUCGUUACCCGGAGACUUUAUUUUCGCAUCCGUUGUCGGAAGAGAGGGAGAUUGUUUUUUUAUUCGAUAGAGAAAGAAGAUUUCUCAAUGGAACGCGCCAAAGUUAUUCGACGACAAAAGCUACACUGAACAACUCCCUUAUCUUGCGUAAUUGUAAGCCGGCGAAAUCGUACCAGGUGAAAUCGUGCUUUUGCUGUCAAAUUACCAGCAAACUCAAUCGGACCGCGCGCUUUAUCCCUUGCCAUUUUAUUGCAUCCUUUACCGCCGCCAUUAGAUCGCUCGUAUUCUUUUUUAACAGCCAUUCUUCGCGUAUCAUACAAUGCCUUUCUAGUGGUUUCGACAUUAGCGGGUCGUUAAUGCGAAUACCAAUUUUCGAGCUAAUUAUAUACGUUUCUAUUGAUACACAUGCAAUUACACUUGUAAUUUCUUUGUUUGAUCAAAGUUUUCUUAUUUACAAAUUAUUAUGAAAAAUAUAAAUAUAUUUAUUUUCUAUUGCCUAACUUCUGCUCUUUAAUUGGUCUUAUGUAAUUCUUUGAGUUUAAUACUUUAGAAUCUAUUUCACAAUUAAUUUAAUUUUAUAUUUCUUAAUUCUGAUUUUUUUUUUUUUUUUUUUUUGCUGCAACGUGCGUCAACGCACGUAAGACUCAUAUAGCUUUCACAAGCGGUGACAAGAGAUUCCAUUAUUGUUUGCGAAGGCACGUCACUGAAACGUAAUUGCACAAAGGUGGUCUCGGUGGUGUCCAGAAACUGGUCCGCCCGCGUCUUGCGUAACGCGAAGACGCGGAAAUCGAAACCGCGGCGGGGGAAAAAGAAAUGUUUGCGCCAUCACAAUGUGCAACCUGGCAUUUUAUCGCACGCGACCGGAAAUAUUUCUGAUCUUAUCACUUUUCGGCGAGAGAGACACGUAAUCACCUUACGCACGUAUUCACCGCGACGACGAAAGUGGAAUAUUUGAUUGUAAUACCAAACGUAACCGUAAACUUGACGAUCCCACUUUACGUAUAACAACUGUAUUUCUUCAUUAUGUAAGUUUGCAAUGUGUUUUUGCAAUCAAGCAGCGUUUCUAAAUUCC
Messenger RNA from Pseudomyrmex gracilis, 4379 nucleotides. RefSeq names its product angiotensin-converting enzyme (gene Ance-3). The transcript is spliced from 14 exons. The record is from RefSeq and is a predicted model, not a curated record. Bases 464 to 2539 code for a protein of 691 amino acids. Lineage: Eukaryota; Metazoa; Arthropoda; Insecta; Hymenoptera; Formicidae. Gene Ontology annotation, cellular component: plasma membrane. Gene Ontology annotation, biological process: proteolysis. Gene Ontology annotation, molecular function: peptidyl-dipeptidase activity; metallopeptidase activity.